UCCAGACUCACUUCUCUUGAGACUGUCGUUUACGUCUCAGCUUCAUUACGAGUGGCUGGUAGUGCUUCUGAAACAGGUCUUCAAAAGGUAAAUCAAAGAUUAAACUAGAAACGAGAAUCCUUACACCGCUAGGACUGCCGCUGGAUACCAUGGCGUGUUUUGCCGCCACAGUUGGUGUCAUCAUUCUGUCGGGACUUAUCAACCUCACAGCAGCAGACAAGGACACUUGUGAUCUUCAUGCUGCAGUUGGACAGAAUCUAACUCUGCCGUUUGUCCACGAGGUAAUGGCAAAGUCAGAGGUGUUGAGAUGGACUCACAACAACACGAUCAUUUUACUCAGACAACGAGGCAAAGUCUCUGUUGGGAGGACGGAGGACAUAUCUGCAACAGGAUCUCUUCUGCUGAGGAAUCUAGGAUUCUCAAGUGCUGGGAUUUACCAAGUACAUGUGCUGAAUGUCAACGGUACACUGGCUAAAGCGUGGACCGGGCGUCUCUGUGUGAUGGACAAGGUACCAAAACCUCAAGUCACCUACACGUGUGACCUCAAGUCUGGCGCUAUUAAUCUAAAGUGCCACAUAGCAAAGACUCAGCCUUCACUCUUCUCAUGGACACUCAACGGAAAGACCUUGAGCAGCGAAACCAAACAAACACUGAGCGUAUCGCUGGCGCAGCUGGAAGGGGAGAGGAGCUUCGCAUGCAGUGCGGCAAACAGAGUCAGCCAGGAGAAGAGUGACACUGUCCGCCCGACGUGUGAAAGUCCACCGCCACCAACCAUCUGUUUGGCAUCCAAAAUCGCUGCAGCGCUGCUAGCAGGAGGAGCAGGUGUGAUUGUGGUUUUGCUCAUCUUUGUCAUCGUAUUAUGUCGCAGUCACGUACGCAUCAAAAGCCAAAUGCAACGCGGGGACGAAGGGGAAGCGAGGAUGAUUUCUCUAAACAAACGAGAGUCCGACUCCAUCGGCCGAGAAUACGAGACUCUGAUCCCGACGGAGGACUCUGCACCCCGGGGACCCGAUUCCCCACCUGGAGCCUGCUACGAGACGGAAGCGCAGACUGAAAACCGUCCCGAACAGUCCACAGCUGUUGGAGGACAACUUACACCUGUGCCAAAGCCGAGGACGAAGGGCCCCCGGACACCGAACAUCUGAAUCUGCAAAAAAAGAAAAUGGCUUCAGAAACUUUCCUUUUGAUGUCCCCAUUUUUAAGCUUCACUUAUUUGUAUUACUUUAUUAAUCCAGCAUGUUGUUAAUCUCUAAUUUAGCUUGUAUAAUGGUGUUGGUAGAUGGUUGGAGGGGAAUAUAAAGGGGACAAUGCUAGAAAUGUUUAAAUAAUCAUGUAUUGUUCUUUUAUGUUACCGGUGGUCUCAUCCUCUUUACAAUGACUUCCCUGUAUGCACUUCUGUUUUAUGAAUAAACCAAUUUCCCAUGUAAAAGAGAGUAAAAUGUAGAUUAUAAAUAGAUUAAACUAUAUACUGUAGCUGGUUGUAUUCUAGAUCUUAUUUUUGUAAAUGAAAGAGAUACAAAUAAAAAAGAUCUAGUGUGAUUUUCAACCCUUCCACAGUCAUUAAA
Messenger RNA from Gasterosteus aculeatus aculeatus (three-spined stickleback), 1565 nucleotides. Its product is annotated as T-cell surface antigen CD2-like. The record is from RefSeq and is a predicted model, not a curated record. Gene Ontology annotation, cellular component: membrane; cell-cell junction. NCBI's taxonomy places the organism in Eukaryota, Metazoa, Chordata, Actinopteri, Perciformes, Gasterosteidae.